Messenger RNA from Gracilinanus agilis (Agile Gracile Mouse Opossum), 1284 nucleotides. Its product is annotated as exocyst complex component 3-like protein 2. Gene Ontology annotation, molecular function: SNARE binding. The record is from RefSeq and is a predicted model, not a curated record. Gene Ontology annotation, cellular component: exocyst. The annotation marks the transcript as partial. Gene Ontology annotation, biological process: exocyst localization; exocytosis. Lineage: Eukaryota; Metazoa; Chordata; Mammalia; Didelphimorphia; Didelphidae. The transcript is spliced from 4 exons.
CCCCACUUCUCCAAGCUGAUGCGGCGGAAAUGGCUGACCAGCUCCGAGGCCCUGGACGGCAUCGUGGGCACCCUGGGGGCUCAGGCCCUGGCCCUGCGGAGAAUGCACGACCAGCCUUACCAGGCCCUGGUGGGGGAGCUGCACCGCAGGGCCCUGGUGGAAUACGUGCGGCCCCUGCUGCGGGGACGUCUUCGGUGCCGGUCGGCCCGCUCUAGGAGCCGCGUGGCCGGGAGGCUGAGGGAUGAGGCUGCCCAGCUCCAGAGACUCUUCCGACGCCUGGAGUCGCAGGCCUCCUGGCUGGACGCUGUGGUGCCGCAUCUGGCCGAGGUGUUGCAUCUGGAGGACACGCCGAGCAUCCAGGUGGAGGUUGGGGUCUUGGUGCGGGACUACCCUGACAUCAGGAGGAAGCACGUGGCCGCCCUCUUGGACGUCCGUGGGCUUCGCAGCGCAGCGGCCCGCCACGAGAUCCUGGCCGUGGCCCGGGACCUGGAGCAAAGCGGGGAAGGCGCCCCCGCCCCUCCCAGGGACCGAGCUUUUUUUGCCGACAUUCCCGUCCCGAGGACCCCCUUCUGCCUGGGCCUCCCCCUCCCGCUUGCCCGGCUGCCCCUCGACCGCCUGGCCAGGCCCCGUCUGGCCUGCCUGCCCAGACCGCGCCCUCGAUCCCCCGCCCGGCCCCGGGCCCAGCCCUGAGGGACCCAGGGCUCCCCCAACCUGCCCUGCCAUGCUGCUGUCCCAGCCUGGAAGCCCCAGGAGGCUCUGCUGCCCGCCAAGAGCCCGGCCCCAGGGAGGAGCCUGUCCUGGCUUCCAAGCCGGGCCCUAGAACCGGGGACCCCCGGAGAGUCCUCAGAACCAGCGGCGUAGCCAGGGGAAGCCCAGGAAUGGGACAGAGGCCGCCAGCACGGGAGAACCUCUAGAACCCGGACCGCUGGCGCCGGGGGCCACCUUAGGGCAGAGAGUGUCGGAGCUGGGAGGGACCUGCAGACCGCCCAAGUGCGGAAGGAAAAGGAAUUAGGAUGCGGAGCAAGAAUCCGUCCACCAGUCAAUCAGUGGGCGCUCACUGGGCGCCCCCUGCGUGCCUAGACUAUGGCGGUGGGACGAGGCGUAGUUCAUUUAGUAUAGAUGGGACAACUGAGGCUCGUGAGCCAAGGGAGGGACUUGCCCAAGGUCACGCAGCGGAGCUGGGGUUCCCCCCAUCUCCAUCUCUCUUCCCUCUCAGUGUCUUCUGGGGCGGCUCCUCGUGUAAUAAAGAAUGUAUGAUUAUAAAAUAAAGAUGUUUCUAUUUAA